AGAAUUUUUAAGAGGACACAUUUUCAUUCAUGCCGACCAACAGGACAACACAUUAUAAAACGUCUCUCGGUAAGACUGUACGUAUCACGACUAGAACCCUAUCAUGACGAGAUAACGGACACGUUUUUCUGAUGACCAGUGGACUACUGAACAUCGACCUGGUAUCGCAGGUAGAUAACAGUCAACGUUACAUUGCCAGGUCAGACACAGCAAUGAUGGAGAAUUUGAAGGAAGAAAAAGAUUUGAAAAGUUUUGAUCCCGAUUGGUAUAUACAAAACUUGCUGGCAUCAGAUGAAGCUGCUUUCAACAUGAGAUGUGAUGUCGAAAUCCUACAUAGAUUUUUUAACGAACACAACGUAAGCGGUAAACGCCUAUUGGAUGUGGGUACUGGUCCUACUAUUCACACACUGAUCACGGCUUAUAAUCACGUGGAUGAGAUCUACCUCUCAGACUACCUUCCACAGAAUCUCCAAUAUUUAGAGAAAUGGCUUGAGGGGGAGAUUAACCAACCUACAAAAUUGAUAGAUUACGUUAUGAGCCUUGAAAAACGAACGAUGACUGCCAGACAAAGAGAGACGGAGAUAAGGAGUAAAGUGAAAGGCAUUCUUCCCGUGGAUGUGACGAAAUCAAAACCUCUUGGAGACACGUACAACGACACACAAUUCGACAUCAUUAUAUCUAGCUACUGUAUCGAGACAGCGGUGUUUACAGUGGAAGAAUAUGGGAAAUGCCUUGAAAAUGUAGCCUCCCUCCUUAAGAAGGGUGGUUAUCUUAUUCUUUUUGUUUGUUUGAACGGUGAUAAUUACCAAAUUGGAGAGUAUAAAUAUCGUGCGCUCUCCAUUACUAGGGAAGAGUUACAAUCAACAAUGCGACAAGUUGGAUUUGACAUUGUGGCAGCAGAAGAGGUGGCAGAAUCUGAAUAUGAUGCCAAAUACCUGGGUUUUGAUUCCUGUUAUUAUAUGCUUGCACGAAAAUGAACGAUUUCAAAAAAGCUUGGACAAAAUUGCAAAAUGAACCACUGCCAGUGAGUGAGAAUGUGUCCCUACCACUAAUAAAAUACAUACCAAAUACAAAUGUAGUCAU
Pecten maximus is the source of this 1083-nucleotide messenger RNA. Its product is annotated as nicotinamide N-methyltransferase-like. The record is from RefSeq and is a predicted model, not a curated record. Gene Ontology annotation, cellular component: cytosol. Gene Ontology annotation, molecular function: N-methyltransferase activity. The transcript is spliced from 4 exons. The coding region runs from base 132 to 977 and encodes 281 amino acids. Lineage: Eukaryota; Metazoa; Mollusca; Bivalvia; Pectinida; Pectinidae.